Messenger RNA from Dibothriocephalus latus, 417 nucleotides. Lineage: Eukaryota; Metazoa; Platyhelminthes; Cestoda; Diphyllobothriidea; Diphyllobothriidae. The record is from the annotation of a GenBank genome assembly.
AUGUUGGUGGCUGAUAUUCAGUGGCAGGGCAUUCUAGGGGCCGAUUUCCUCUACGCUCAUGGGUUUUGCAUUGACUUUUCUACCUGGCAGCUCACGUCUACUACGACCACGGUUCCUUUUUAUUUCCCUAAUGUCUCCGUGCAACAGCCCGGGUGUGAUUCAGUAUUUUGUACUCUUCCCCAGCCGUCCAAUCUGGAGCGCCUAGUUCCUGAUUCCUCCGAUUACUCUUGCGAGCAGGUAGCUGUUGUGCGUGACCUUAUCCGCCGCAACUCAUCUGCUUUUGCAUGGGAUGCUGAACCCUUGGGUAGAACCAAUAUCCUGCAACACACCAUUGACACGGGCUCGGCCAGGCCAUUUCACCAACCCCCUCGCGGGGUACCGGUCCAUUUUUUAGAAGCAGUUAGAGGAGACCAUUAA